Messenger RNA from Oncorhynchus nerka (sockeye salmon), 2864 nucleotides. RefSeq names its product mutS protein homolog 5-like. Gene Ontology annotation, cellular component: nucleus. Gene Ontology annotation, molecular function: ATP-dependent DNA damage sensor activity; mismatched DNA binding; ATP binding. Bases 1 to 2169 code for a protein of 722 amino acids. Gene Ontology annotation, biological process: mismatch repair; chiasma assembly. The transcript is spliced from 23 exons. The record is from RefSeq and is a predicted model, not a curated record. NCBI's taxonomy places the organism in Eukaryota, Metazoa, Chordata, Actinopteri, Salmoniformes, Salmonidae.
AUGGUCCAGUUCAUGCAGGGACUGGGAGCCAACCCAGACUACAGGCCUGAGGUGGUGACCUAUCCCUAUGUGGACUUUGGUCUGGAGGUCAGUAAGCAGAGGCUGUUGUCUGCCCAUUUUCCCUUCCUUCCUCCCGCCGUCUCCGAGAGAGAGAGAAUCUCCUACCUCUCCUCCUGCAUCUCCUUCUCCUCCCCCCUCAUGCUACGGUCAGUAGGUGCGUUGCUGAAGUGUCUGGACAAGAGGAGAGUGGGAGUGGAGCUAGAGGACAGCAGUGUGGGAGUCCCCAUCUUACAGUUCCACACCUACACACUGAAAGACAUAGUGUACGUGGACCAGGAUACUUACAGUGUGCUGCAGAUCUUCAAGUCGGAGCUGCACCCCUCUGUGUACAAGCUGCAGUCUGGGGAGAAGGAAGGGCUCAGUCUCUAUGGGAUACUGAAUCACUGCAGGUGCAAGUUUGGCUCCAAACUGCUUCGCCAGUGGUUUCUGAGGCCUACUCGUGACCUGGCGGUGUUGAACAGGAGACAGGAAGUUGUGAGAUUCUUCUCCUGUCCACGCAACUCUGACUCCCUAAACACUUUGCAGUCCUCCCUACGCAACAUCAGGAACAUCCCGACUCUCCUACGUUCGAUGUCUCUGUCUCACACCAAAGUCUCUGACUGGCAGGGUCUCUACAAGACAGUGUAUAGUGCGGUGUGUAUCAGGGACACAGUGCGCUCCCUGCCUCAGUCCAUCCAACUCUUCCAGGAGAUCAGUGAGGGAUUCUCAGAUGACCUUUACUACAUCGCCUCGCUCAUCAGCAGAGUGGUGGACUUUGAGGGCAGUUUAGCAGAAAACCGUUUCACUGUCAAACCCAAUGUGGACCCUGCUAUAGAUGAGAAGAAGAGGAGGAUGAUGGGACUGUCUGACUUCCUGACGGACGUGGCUCGCAGAGAGCUGGAGCACCUGGACACCCGCAUCCCCUCCUGCUGCGUCAUCUACAUCCCCCUGAUAGGGUUCCUGCUCUCGGUCCCUCGGUUGACCAGCAUGGUGGAGAAAGAGGACUUUGAGAUAGAGGGCCUUGACUUCAUGUUUCUGUCUGAGGAGCGUCUGCACUACCGCAGUCAGAGAACCAAGGAGCUAGAUGACCUGCUGGGAGACUUACACUGUGACACCAAAGACAUGGAGACAGCGGUUAUGACACAGCUGCAGACCACAGUGCUGGGGAGAAGCGCCUGUCUGUACAAGGUUCUGGAUCUGAGUGCUGAGCUGGACUGUCUGAUGGCACUGAGCCAUGCCUCCCAGGAGUACGGAUACACUACCCCCACUCUGGCCAACCACCACAGAAUAACACUCAGACAGGCCAGACACCCUCUGUUGGAGUUGUGUUCUCCUAUGUUUGUGUCUAACUCCUUCCUGAGUUCUGAGACUAGUGGACGGGUCAAGAUCAUCACCGGGCCCAACUCAUCUGGCAAGAGCAUCUACCUCAAACAGGUGGGUCUGAUUGUGUUCAUGGCUCUGAUUGGUUCUGACGUGCCAGCGAAGGAGGCAGAGAUUGGUCUGGUGGACGGAAUCUUCACACGCAUGCAGAGCAGAGAAUCUGUGUCUGUAGGACUCAGCACCUUCAUGAUAGAUCUCAACCAGAUGGCUCAUGCUCUGAACCACAGCAGCGGUCACUCACUGGUCCUGAUUGAUGAGUUUGGGAAAGGAACUAACACGGUGGAUGGGCUUUCCCUUCUGGCGGCAUCUAUCUCUCAUUGGCUGAAAAGAGUUCCAGCCGAGGUUCCUCACAUUCUAUUGGCCACUAACUUCCACAGUCUGCUACAGCUGGGUCUCCUACCUUCCUCAGGCCUGCUGUCACUACUGACUCUGGAGACAGCGGUGGAUGGGGAUGAAUUGGUGUUUCUGUACCAGCUGAAGGAGGGGAUCUGUCGCUCCAGCUACGCAGCCAACAUCUCUACACUGGCAGGCCUUCCCCCCAGCCUCGUACAGAGAGGAGUGGAGGUAUCUGAACUGUACAGAACAGGAAAGACCAUUAAACGCAUCGACCGACCAUCUACAGAGGAGCAGGCAAACAAGUGUGUUAGUGUGGUGAAGAAGUUUCUGUGUGUGGACCUUGAGGACCAGAGUGUGGAUCUGCAGCGCUACAUGAAGGAGGAGCUGCUUCCCUCUGGAGGAGACCUGCUCUAACAGCAACACUGCUGUUGUCUAUCUAACAGCAACGCUACUGUUGUCUAUCUAACAGCAACGCUACUGUUGUCUAUCUAACAGCAACGCUACUGUUGUCUAUCUAACAGCAACGCUACUGUUGUCUAUCUAACAGCAACGCUACUGUUGUCUAUCUAACAGCAACGCUACUGUUGUCUAUCUAACAGCAACGCUACUGUUGUCUAUCUAACAGCAACGCUACUGUUGUCUAUCUAACAGCAACGCUACUGUUGUCUAUCUAACAGCAACGCUACUGUUGUCUAUCUAACAGCAACACUACUGUAUACCAGUACUGCUGUUGUCUGUCUAACAGCAACACUACUGUUGUCUGUCUAACAGCAACACUACUGUAUACCAGUACUGCUGUUGUCUAUCUAACAGCAACACUACUGUAUACCAGUAUGACCUCAGCUUCACUGACUGUAGGAGGAAGUUGCCCCAAGAUGCUGAUGGUUUUAGAGGGUUAAGAUGAUCCUAGAUCUGUGCCUAUGGGUCUGAGAGAUUGAUGCAUACUACUUUAGGAUUUACCAUAACACUAAAGUCAAUGGGAGAUACUGUAGUAUUCUCUAUGGAAAUAUUUCAGUUUGGAGGAGAACAUAAAAGUAAUUUUGACGUGUUUAAAAUAUCCCAACCAAGAUUGAGGACAAUGUAAAUUUGUAUUACGUUAUUCAGUUACA